CGGGUUAGCCACUCUGAUCAUCCCCAGGUUUCAAUGGAUAAGCAGACGACACUAUUGCCAACGAAAGACCAGAUCGUCUCCGUGACUCCCGAGGUGGAUUUUAUCUUAUAUCACGUCAAUGAUGGGGAACCUUUGGCUAACUACAUCAAACAACGCUUCAGCGACAAGCGACUAAUGUGCAGUGUCCACACUAAAGACUUUGACGCUGCCUGCAAAUCCAACACUCGCAGAACUGACCCGAAUGUCGCAAAAGUGACGGUUCUUAUCGCGUCACCAAUGAUGCUGUCCCUUCUGCCGCAGACGAAGCCGUUUGCCCGAGAUUUGUUCCCGAACCCCGAGCUGACUGUAGUUAUCUGUAUUCACACAGAGAUGGGAAACGUCGCCAAGUUAAUGACUGAAAUCGUCGAUCGUUUUGAAAAAUGGACAAAAUGUCUGAUUGGAGAUGACAGAGCCUCGUUUCGGAACUGUUUGGUGACGUUGAUGACCAUGUUGGAAGACUAUGACACGGAACCGCUGCCAGCCAUGAAGUUGUUUCAAGUUGUCCCUUCCACCAUUAAUUCGAAGACAGAAAAGAUUCACAUCAUAUUUACCAAGGAAAUCCAAGGACAAGUGGAAGUGCGGUACUGCGGUCACGUGGUCUCCACCGUGGUAUACAAUCCGUACACUGUUAUAUUUUCUCCAUCUGCAUCAAGAUACGUAAGAUCGGCGGAAAUUGAAGUCACCAUUGACGGAAUUUCCUUGGGAACAGAAGAAGUAUUAUGCUUGUCAAAGAAGGAAGAGGUGUGCCAGUUACUUCACGAUGUCUUGAACCCAGUGGAGUUUUUGUCGGAGACCCUUUUCUCGGAAAAGAUCAGCGCAGAAGAUCUAGAUGGAAGGCUAGCGAAGGCGAUGGAGAGCGAUAUCCACGUGAAACUUAUCGACGCCUUCCGCCACGUGGAAAAUGUCAAAUGGGAUGACUAUACUACUCAACAAGAUCAGCCGACACUUUUACAUUUCGCGGCAAAACUUGGUCUGCAAAAGUUGGCGACAGUGCUUCUGAAAAUGCCCGGUGCAAUUCACGCCUGUCGUAUGUUCAACUGUAUCGGAUGGUCGGCAGAGGAUGUCGCACAAAUAGCUGGACAUAGCGAACUGGCUGACGAUAUACGGACAUUCAAGGAAGGACACGAUAAGGCUUGCAGACAAUACCCAGGAAAAGAUGCAGGCUACGUGGAAAUGAAGAAGUCAGCACAUGUGUCACGGACUACGUCUAAUGUCGAGCAUCCCGUAGCACCCCCGGUUCCGACAUCACCCAGACCGAAUACAGAUCCAAAAUAUAUCCAUGCGCAUGAAAGCAGUACUACACGUCUUGGUGACGGGGACAACGAAUGGGAUAUUAUGCGACGACCACGAUCCAAGGGAAGCGUAUCAAUUUAUCGAGAUGUGAAAGUUAUCAACUCUGAAUCUUUAAGGAGGCAGAUAUCACGUGAAGAGAAAAGCAGGCCCAAUCGCGUUACAGUGCUCAUUGAAGACUCUUUAGAUCUGAGCCCACCUUCCAACAAUGGCGGGGAUUCCGAUCGUGCGGAACGAGAAUACGCGACAAUCGGCGAAUUCUUGGAGGAUUAUAAAUCCUAUACAUCCCUGGCUAAAACCACGGGCCCACCCUUACCAGAAAAAGAUCCAAGUACCCCAGGUUCUGCGAUAAACAGCCAUGCAGCGACCCAAGAGAGAAAAACACAACCCCAAGAAAGCAUAUACAGCUUUCCAAAGCCUAUUACAAAUAAAAUCUGAAGAAAGUUUUUUUAAUGGGUUUAUAUCAUGUUCUGAAAGCCGAGAACAAUUUACUUUAAACAAAAAUAGCACUGGGUUUAUUUUCAUUAACUGAAACAGUUUUAAUGUAGACAGUAUAUAUGUAUAGAAAAGGAUAUUGAUAAACGUGAUUCUUAUUUCCCAUAUUGAAUUAGCAGAUGAACCGGCAAAGAAAGAUUGGCUCCAGGGUAAAACAAACAGAAGACUAUUGAUUACAAUGAGCUGAAGCAAAAAAAUCUAAACAAAAAGACAGAAACAAAACCAAGGACAUAACUCAAUCAAAGGAUUGACAAGGGAGGAGCAAGUCAUCAUUUGUAGACAGAACAGGACAUAACAGACUGGAUAGCUACCUACACACAGUCAAGCUCUCAAAUACUGCAGUGUGCCUAUGUGGACAGGGAGAAGAGACAACAACCCAUAUCCACCAGGAUUGCAGCCAGCACCAACAAAUAAGAGACCAGAUGCGGCCUGCUUACGUAUCCAUGGCAGAAAGUUACAUGGCGACAAAGAACACCUUAAGAAAACUGCCCAGUUCACCCUGAUGUCGAAGAAUAGUUUAGUUUCGAAAAGCAACCUAUUUAGGACGCGACAGUCAUGUUGAUUAGAGUGAACGAAAAGAAGAAUAAUUCCGAUAUAAUUAUGCAGUAGAAAUCACUGUAAAUUAUUCUCUUUUUUCUUGCUUUCUUUAUUAAAUGUUUUAUAAAAUAAAAUAAAAAUAAAUAAAAUUAAUCUUCUUUUUAACCCUUUUGCACAAAUACUUUAUUACCACAAAACGGCAAUGAGGUAAUCAAUUUAUAACAGUAUUUCAAACACAUUAAUAGACGUGUGUACUAUGUGAUAUAAUAGUAUAUGUAUUUUAUUGCUGUUGAUGACAUCAUUAAACCUUUUUGAAAAAAACCCAAAUAAAACAAA
Molecule: messenger RNA, 2697 nt
Organism: Gigantopelta aegis
Lineage: Eukaryota; Metazoa; Mollusca; Gastropoda; Neomphalida; Peltospiridae
Exons: 11
Coding region: 34-1767 (577 amino acids)
Cellular component (GO): cytosol
Molecular function (GO): fibroblast growth factor receptor binding; transmembrane receptor protein tyrosine kinase adaptor activity
Source: RefSeq, a predicted model, not a curated record